This is a messenger RNA of Beta vulgaris subsp. vulgaris (sugar beet), 562 nucleotides long. Its product is annotated as 60S ribosomal protein L38. NCBI's taxonomy places the organism in Eukaryota, Viridiplantae, Streptophyta, Magnoliopsida, Caryophyllales, Amaranthaceae. Bases 158 to 367 code for a protein of 69 amino acids. The transcript has 3 exons. The record is from RefSeq and is a predicted model, not a curated record. Gene Ontology annotation, molecular function: structural constituent of ribosome. Gene Ontology annotation, cellular component: cytosolic large ribosomal subunit; ribosome. Gene Ontology annotation, biological process: translation; protein-RNA complex assembly.
GAAACCAAUCACUGUGCUAUACAACCAUCUAAAAGCCCAAAAUGUUAAAUGUCCAAACUUUAUUAACCCUUCACUCUUCUAAAUUAGGGUUUUAUAAACAUCACUGCUGAACUUCGCCAUUUCCCUCAUUUUCCCAAAUCUCUGCCUCGCUUCCAUCAUGCCGAAGCAGAUUCAUGAGAUAAAGGAUUUCCUUCUGACUGCCAGAAGGAAAGAUGCGCGUUCCGUGAAGAUCAAGAGAAGCAAGGAUGUUGUGAAGUUCAAGGUUCGCUGCUCCAAGUAUCUCUACACUCUUUGUGUCUUCGAUUCCGAGAAGGCUGACAAGUUGAAGCAGUCUCUUCCACCAGGUUUGAGCGUGCAAGAUCUUUGAGCUAGUGGAGUUGCUGUUUCAUUUAGUAGCUGUUAGGCAAUUGGAAUCCGCUGUUUUUGGUUUAUCAAGUUUGCAACUAGUGGAAUGCUUUGUACUCUGUUUGAACGUCAUGCUUGAAAGAUACGAUUUUGCCCCUAAACUCUUAUUGUAUUUGAUCGUUUAAUAUUAUGACACAUUUAUCAUGUUUAUUGAUGA